This is a messenger RNA of Acanthocheilonema viteae, 2355 nucleotides long. Lineage: Eukaryota; Metazoa; Nematoda; Chromadorea; Rhabditida; Onchocercidae. The record is from the annotation of a GenBank genome assembly.
AUGCGAAUAAAAGUGUACAAGAACGGUGAUCAGUAUGAUACAGGAACAGUAGUGGUCAUUUGUCGGAAAAGAUUUAAACACUGGCUUACUUUUUUAGACUUCCUUACUAAAAAAUUAGGUUUAAUGGCUCCUGUUCAUGAAUUCUAUCGAACGGAUGGUAUUCGCAUACGACAUUUCGAAGAAAUUGAAAAUGGAGAAUCAUAUGUAGCCGUAUCACAAGGACCAUUUCUUCAUAAACCAUAUGGCUUAUUAUCUGAAGAUCGUGAAAAAUGGAAUAUGAAUCCAAAAUUUGAAUCGCCAGGACAGAGCACACUUGAUUCCGCUGAAUCCGUGGAUAUUUACUUAAAACAGCGUGGUUACACUUCUCGAACUGGCCUUCCAUUUCCAUUUGAUGGUGGUGUAUGUGUGAAUCAUUCAUUAAUGGAACUUGGACGUAAUCGUGCUCCUUCCUCCAAUCAACCCAUUCGUCAACAUCGUAAUGAGCCCAAACCACAAGAAAAUAAUUCGAAAAGUGGUGAAUUAUUGGAGAAAAACGACACAAAGCUGGAGAGUCCAAGAGAAGAACUGGAAAAUUUCAAUUCACAAUCAAUAUCGCAUGCGAAUUCAGAUUUUACAAUCUGUAACACGAAUCCUCCAACAUCUGUUGCUGAACCCGAAAGUGAAACAUGCACGGAACUGAAGCUAAACAAUGAAGUUGAAACAAUGAAUGAUCAAAAUAUUGGACAAAAUGAUGAAAUUUUGCAAAACUCCUCAAUGAUUGAAGUUGCAAAUGCAAGUGCAACCAAAGUUGGAGAAAAUGAUUCGUGUAAUGAAAUUGCUACCCAAAACAAUUGUAAGCCUACUGUAAAGGAAUAUGAUGAGAGUGUACUAGCACCAGUUGUUCAAAUUCCAGAUAGUUCCCGGGAAUCUCCAAUUACACAAGAUGCUAAAAAUACUGAAUCAUUAGGUAUGAUGCAAAUGAGCAAUCCAAAUUACUGUUCAUCACCAGUGAAAAAUCCUGAAACUGUUAUCACUAUAGUAAAUGAUGAUGCAUUUAUAAGUACAAGUAAUAGUUCAAUCAUCAUUGUUAAUAUUUCUACAGGACAAAAGAAAAAUAAUAAUAUCUACAACAAUGACAAUAAAAUUACUGAUGGCGCAGAGAUUACUCCAUCAUUGGUUAAUAAGGACAAAGGUGUUGAAGUAUCAUCAGAGAAUUCAGAAGCUAAAAUGGCAUUACUUUCGGAUGGAACCCGAACUAUAGAUCGAAUGCACGAUACAAUAAUUGAAACAAAAACACCAAUGGCUAUACGUAUUAGUAAUGCUUUGUCAGCUGCAACGACUACUGAUCGAUUAUCAGUCAUACCUAUCAGUACCGAUGAUCAAAGAGCGAAGACGGUAUUGCUGAAAAAGAAUGAAAAUGACGAAGAAGAUGCUAAAAGUUUCAAAAGAAAUUCCAAAGAAUACUCUGAUAACUUGUUAAUAAGAAAAAAUUCUAAAGGAAAUGAAAAUAACUUGGCUAACAAAUUUGAAGAAUCUCAGAUGGAGCAGAAUUUAGCGAUAAAAUCAAGAGAAAAUCGAGAGCCAAAGAUAAAUUUUGAAGUAAAACAGGGUGACAAGCAAGACUGUGACACUUCGAAAAAUAAUGCUAAAUUGAAUGAAGUUUCCAAGAAUCUAAAUAAAUCAACACCAUUACCUAUGCAACGAAGUGAAUUUAAAGAGAAUUCUGAUAAUUCUGGCCAUGAUAAAGAUGACAAAAAGGAAUCAAGGCGUACAAGCAUUGCUUGUGGACAUGAAUAUGCAAGUAAAAAUGAAACACAGACGACUUGUGCAGUAUCAAAUUCAGGCAAAGUUCAAGAAUCUUUAACAACUGAUAAGAACUCACAUAAUAGAAAACGUGUUACUUUAGUAACACCUUCGGUUGCUGAGUUGAAUUUGGAAAGAAAGUCAGGAAAAGCAGAGACUUCGUCAAAUUCAGAAGGACAGCUAAAAUCUUCUUUAGAACAGUUAGCAGUUGAUAUGAACAGUGCUAAUAUUUCACUCACAACUGCGACAUCUGCUAUCACAACUACUGCUAUCACUAACACUACUACUAGCAGUACCAUGAAUGAUAUUACUCAAAGUACCGCUGCUUCUAAAGAUGUAAUCAUGCAUACCACAACUGGAAGAGAAAAAGGAAAUCCCAAAUAUCAGUCAGAAGACGGAAUGAGUUUUGAAGCGGACUUUACGCCAAGAAAUGGUCGUAUGCAAAGGAAUCACAUCCGUAUGAAAAGUUUUCAAAAAAUUAAAAUUGACUUGGAUUUGAAUAUGGAUACUUGUCGAUUACCGGCGCAAGAUAGUUACGAUCCUGACUUUAAAGACUACGAUUUUGUACAAUGA